AUUUAAAAGGAAGAGAAGAGAAGCAACAUGGAUAGGCAGAACCAAAAAACACACACAACACUUAGCUCUAUCCAUUCAUAAACUCAUCUUCUUCUACAUGCCCCACCAUAGCUAGCUUCCUCACUACCACCACCAUCCACAACUAUGGCUUCCGAGAAAGUCGAGACCAUUGUUGCCGGAAACUAUGUCGAAAUGGAAAGAGAAGAAGGCGAUUCCAAGUCCACAAAGAGCAAACUAUCAACUCUUUUUUGGCAUGGUGGCUCGGUCUAUGAUGCAUGGUUUAGCUGUGCUUCAAACCAGGUGGCACAAGUGCUACUCACACUGCCUUACUCAUUCUCACAACUUGGGAUGUUAUCUGGGAUUCUUUUUCAACUCUUCUAUGGUUUGAUGGGAAGUUGGACUGCUUACCUUAUUAGUGUACUUUAUGUGGAGUACAGAACUAGAAAGGAGAGAGAGAAAGUUGAUUUUAGAAACCAUGUAAUUCAGUGGUUUGAAGUCCUUGAUGGGCUACUGGGAAAACACUGGAGAAACAUUGGCCUCUUCUUCAACUGCACAUUUCUUCUAUUUGGAUCUGUAAUUCAGCUAAUUGCUUGUGCAAGUAACAUCUACUAUAUAAAUGACAAUCUUGACAAGAGAACUUGGACAUACAUCUUCGGAGCAUGUUGCGCCACAACUGUCUUCAUCCCAUCAUUCCAUAACUACAGAAUUUGGUCAUUUUUAGGCCUCAUAAUGACAUCUUAUACUGCAUGGUACCUAACCAUUGCUUCCCUCAUCCAUGGACAGGUUGAGGGAGUGAAGCACUCAGGUCCAACCAAAAUGGUCCUCUACUUUACUGGGGCUACAAACAUUCUUUACACCUUUGGUGGACAUGCUGUGACAGUGGAGAUAAUGCAUGCAAUGUGGAAGCCACAGAAGUUCAAGCUAAUAUACUUGACAGCCACUCUCUAUGUGCUAACCCUAACCCUACCAUCCGCUAGCGCGGUUUAUUGGGCCUUUGGGGAUAUGCUGCUGAACCAUUCCAAUGCCCUAUCUUUGCUCCCCAAGACUGGAUUCAGAGACACUGCUGUUGUUCUGAUGCUCAUUCAUCAGUUCAUAACAUUUGGAUUUGCAUGCACUCCUCUGUACUUUGUGUGGGAGAAAUUCAUUGGAGUGCACGAAACAAAGAGCUUGUGCAAGCGCGCUGUGGCAAGGCUUCCAGUGGUGAUUCCAAUCUGGUUCCUCGCGAUUAUCUUCCCUUUCUUCGGCCCAAUCAACUCCACUGUGGGAUCUCUUCUUGUCAGCUUCACUGUCUACAUAAUUCCCGCGUUAGCGCAUAUGGUUACUUUUGCUUCUGCAUCAGCUCGAGAGAAUGCAAUAGAUAGACCACCAUCAUUCUUGGGAGGUUGGGCUGGGAUGUACUCCAUGAACAUAUUUGUGGUAGUAUGGGUUUUGAUUGUAGGAUUCGCGUUCGGAGGAUGGGCAAGCAUGCUCAACUUCAUCAACCAGAUUGAUACAUUUGGCAUCUUCACCAAGUGCUAUCAGUGCCCUCCUCACAAAGCUUGAAAGAUUCCCUAUUAUUACAAACAAGAAAUUAAGAUAUUGAGAUACAUAUGGAAGUGUACUUGUAAACAGAUUGGCUUUUUUCAGUCUUUUCUUUUUUCUUCUUCUUCUUUUUUUUUUUUUCUUUUUUUUUUUUGUGCAAGAGCUCUUGAAAUUAAAGCUGUGUGAAUCAAUUUUCAAGAAAUGAAACUCCCUUUGUUUUUGUGGGAUUUUAAUUUA
Molecule: messenger RNA, 1758 nt
Organism: Cornus florida
Lineage: Eukaryota; Viridiplantae; Streptophyta; Magnoliopsida; Cornales; Cornaceae
Product: auxin transporter-like protein 3
Exons: 8
Coding region: 145-1542 (465 amino acids)
Cellular component (GO): plasma membrane
Source: RefSeq, a predicted model, not a curated record